Hibiscus syriacus is the source of this 1047-nucleotide messenger RNA. RefSeq names its product thioredoxin-like 2-1, chloroplastic. The record is from RefSeq and is a predicted model, not a curated record. Lineage: Eukaryota; Viridiplantae; Streptophyta; Magnoliopsida; Malvales; Malvaceae. Gene Ontology annotation, biological process: cell redox homeostasis. Bases 129 to 800 code for a protein of 223 amino acids. The transcript has 4 exons.
UCCCACCGAAGUUUGAUACCAACCAGAAAAACAAAACAUACUUCAUUAUACUACCGGUAUAUAAAAAUCUUUCUUCACGUCAAGUGUUUUACUUCUUUCUUAAGAAUCUCUAAACUAGACUAGACUAGAUGGCGGAUGUUAUAAGAUUGUCAGCGGCAGCGUUUCGUUGUUCAUCGUUGCUCUUUGCAUCCACGUUGAAUUCUGGACAACCGGGUCUUUCACCCAAAUUUAAUUUAGGUAGUGAAAGUAGUAAUCUUUCUUCUUCUUUUGCCGGUGUUUCUCGCCUUCCUUUGACUUCCAGAAAGCAAUUGCAAUCUUUCAAGGUGCACGCAACUAUCACUGAAAUAAGCCAACCGCAAUGGUGGGAAAUAAAUGCAGGGCCUAAUAUGAUCGACAUUCACUCUACUGAAGAAUUUUUGAGUGCCUUAAAUGAUGCUGGAGAUAGAUUAGUUAUUGUUGAAUUUUAUGGAACUUGGUGUGCUUCUUGCAAAGCUUUAUUCCCCAAGCUCUGCAAGAUAGUUCGAGAUCACCCGGAAAUUUUGUUCCUCAAAGUUGAUUUUGAUGAGAAUAAGGCUAUGUGUAAAAGUUUGAAUAUUAGGGUGCUUCCUUAUUUCCACUUCUACCGUGGAGCGCAUGGACAAUUGGAGUCGUUUUCAUGCUCACUUGCCAAGAUUCAGAAAAUGAGGGAUGCCAUUGAAAUGCACAGCCAGCCGUGUAAAGUCGGUCCAUCUAAGAGGGUUGGAGGCCUGAAUCUUGAAUCAGUAUCCGCACCGUUUAAAAAUAUUGGAGAAUCGAACUAAACACGUGAUUUGUUAUAAAGUAUUGUCUCUAUACAUGUGCGUUGCCAUAUAUAUUGCACACCAGUAACCUCUCCUUUUGAUUUUGCACAAUGUUUAUGCAUAUUGCUAUUCUUUUUCCUGUAAAAGAAUACAAACAAGCAAUUCCUAGCUUGCUCCAUUCUUUUUACAUUCUUAAUCUGCCGGUGAUAUAUGCAAUGUGACCUCACAAUUCAAUCAGAAAUCAAAUUCCUAUGUCACUGUUGAAUUA